AUGGAUAUUUUUUCGCAGGUUUUCAGACGUACGAAGCAUGUUCUUCCCCACGUUGCGAGGUUUUGUCUUGUCUCCACCUUUUUCGAGGACGGAGUACGAAUGUACACGCAGUGGUCUGAGCAGAGAGAUUACAUGGAUAUGACAUGGGGAUGCGGUUAUUUUCUAGCGUCGUUAUUCGUCCUACUCAAUCUGCUUGGACAACUCUCUGGCGUUUUUAUGGUGCUGUUCCGUUUGAAAGUGAAUUACGCGUGCUUCAUGCUCUUCGGUAUUGUCAUUCUCCAGACCGUAGCUUACAGCAUACUUUGGGAUGUGACGUUUUUGUUCCGCAAUCUGGCACUUCUUGGAGCACUGCUGCUUGUGCUGGCUGAAAGUCGGUCAGAAGGACGAUCCUUAUUCGCUGGUGUUCCAUCCAUGGGUGACAACAAGCCGAAGACGUACUUGCAGCUAACCGGCCGCGUACUCAUCAUUUUUAUGUUUGCCACUCUUCUGCGACUGGAGUUCUCCGUGCUGCAAAUGCUCGUGAAUGUGAUCGGAUCCUUGCUGAUGGUCCUCGUCAUGAUCGGCUUCAAGACCAAAUUAUCAGCUCUGGUGCUCGUUGCGUGGCUUUCUGUCUUGAACCUAUAUUUCAAUGCUUGGUGGAACAUACCCGCGUACAAACCUGCCAGGGAUUUCGUCAAGUACGAUUUUUUCCAAGUGCUUUCUGUAAUUGGAGGAUUGCUCAUGAUCGUAAACCUUGGACCCGGAGGAGUUUCGAUGGAUGAGCACAAGAAAAACUGGUGA
This is a messenger RNA of Notodromas monacha, 780 nucleotides long. The record is from the annotation of a GenBank genome assembly. Lineage: Eukaryota; Metazoa; Arthropoda; Ostracoda; Podocopida; Cyprididae.